CGACGGAGGCAGAGGACAAUAUGAGUGACAUGACGAGUGCCGUCGAGACGCAGCAGCAGCAACAGCAUCAAUACAUAAGCGGUAGCUCUAAUGCGGAGCAUCGGUGUAAGGAUUGCGGUCUCACCUUGGACAGCAAGGACAGUCUGGAAGUGCAUCUGCGCUAUCAGCACGAAAAUUUGGUGAACCAGUGGGCCAGUAAGGCGCAGCAGGAAGAAAGCAAUAAUAACCAUAGCAAGACUGGUAACCAUAACAGCUACGUGAGCCGGAACAGCGUGCCGGCAGACUCGAGUGAGCCACCAUCAAUGUCGCCCACUCAGGAUCAAACAUUGUCACAGCAGCAGCAGCAGCAACAGCAGCAGCAGCAGCAGCAGCAGCAUCAGCAGCAGCAGCAGCAGCAGCAGCAUCAGCAGCAGCAGCAGCAGCAGCAGCAGCAGCAGCAGCAUUUUCGUACUUCAGUGUAUAAUGACACCUACUACAUGCAGAACGAUCAGACUUACAUCCCGCAGCAUCCCUUUUCGUCAUCGCAAGAAGACGGCCAGAGUAACGGCGGUGGUUACCCGCGCUAUCAUUCGUAUCAGCUGUUUGCUGUGGAUCGCGCCGCCUCUGACUCUACCAGCCCGCAGAACCCGCCUUUUCAAUGCGACAAGUGCGGCGUCACUUAUGAGGAUGCGAAUCAAUUAGGUGAACACAUGAGAACGAGUCAUUUGCAGUCGCCUACAACGUAUCCAAUGUCUGCGCCUCAGUAUCCGCAGCUGGUCAAUAGUCCUCAGCAGCAGGUUUCCCAGCAGUUGCACCCGUCGCCGCCUCUCUCUAAUCAACCACAAUCCGGCUACAAUUACAACGGUGGACAGACGAUCAAGUCCGAAAUGAAGCAGGAGCAACCCGAGGAGCAAGCUGAGAUUCUUGACUUGGACUCUCAUAAGGUGCAGCAAACGCACAGAUUCGAUGAGCACAUCAGGCAGCAUCGGGAGCAUCUAAAUUCAUCAUCAAUACAAAUGCUGGUGUCAACACAUUCAGCACUGAUGCAGCAUCAGAUGCAGCAGCAGCAUCAUCAUCAUCAUCAUCAUCAGCAGCAGCAGCAGCAGCAGCAGCAACAGCAACAGCAGCAGCAGCAGCAGCAGCAGCAGCAGCUGAGAGGAGAACCGUUUGCGAUAAGUAGUAUAUUGCCUAAUCCUAAUUGGCCAAUUCCUCCAGAAUAUGGUGUACCCUCCCAGCAAAUAGUUUCCAUAAACCAUCCUUCACCUAUCACUGAGCACGAUCACUUCAUACACGCUCAACAAAUGCCUCCAACUACGGAUUCGCCGUUAACGAUCACGAGCACACAACCGAUGCAGACUCAUCAGUUACCUACAACUCCGGGAUACGCGCAAACGCCGAAAGUACCGGGGAGUAAUCAAAACUGGAAGAGCAACGAACCGCGCCGUCCAAAGACGUACAAUUGCACCGCAUGCAACAAGUGGUUUACAAGUUCGGGACAUCUAAAGAGGCAUUAUAAUACUACUCUGCACAAGAAUGCUGUCAAGAAUGGUAAAGAGCCUGAUCCGGCAACUCUGCCGAUCACCGCUCAUCAUCAUCCUUCUAGAGAUAAUGCCGGUUCUUCGACGAGCGGUAGAGGUGGAGGCGCUCCCGCGCCAUCACCAUCGGAGUUGUCUACCCGAAGUCCCCCAAACUUGAUGGCAGGUCCCUCGGACGAGGUGACGAGGGGCCUGCUUCACACGCCCACCACGCUCUGCAACAAUUCCAGCAGCAGCAACAGCAGCACCAAAUCUUUAGCGGUCCUGAACGAUCCAGCGAUCAUUCAGGGAAUAAUCACCAGUUCCCCGUUGCCAUCGCCGGCGGGACACCACCAGCAACAAAUGGGUACUGCGCUUCAGCAGCUGGGCUUGCAACAGCAGCCUCACCUGCCAAUGGAUACGUCGGGCCAGCCGGUACAUUCGAAUUCGCCCAUCAUGUCCCCGCUGGUGCACAUGAAUUGCAAUUCCCCAAUGGAAUCAUCAUCCCUCCCGGUUCAUCACAUGAACUCGCCACCCGGCUCAGUACAUCCGGUAAUGACUUCGCCUCCACCGAUGGGUGUUACGAUGCCUCCUCAGCCGUACCCAAACGCCUUGCCCCCCCACGUUACAACUACUAUCAACAUUCCGGUUCAACUGGAGUCUAUCCCAAUAACUACCACCCUCCCUCUUCUUACUAUUGGUAACGAGCAAGAUGAGCGGCCACAAAACCGCUAUUUGCCCGAUUUCAAAUCUAUCUUGAUGCCAAAUUUCUGCCUCAGGGAUAUAGUUGAUCACAACCAGACACAGGCUAUUAACGUGGGGGGGCUAAGUGUUGAGGAAGUCAUUCCUCAAGACUAUGAAUCUUCAGUAUCGAAUUACGGGCCGUAUUCGCCUAUGUGUUUCAAGGGAUUGAAUGAUGUAGACAUGUUGCAUGCGAGUGCAAACGAUAUAUUGUCAGCGGAAGCAAAUGUAGACGCGAUCAGCUUUUCACUCAACAAAAUUACUAUUGAGCCAAACAACAAUGAUCUGUCGUACAAGGAAGAUUUGGAUCCAAACGUCGGCUUAUCUACGGUCAAGAAAGGGCGUAAGAAAGGUAAGGCAACUACGAAGAAGCAACGUCGGGUCACGAGCAGCAAUGCUUAUUUUAUCUCGGAGAACGGCAUCAACAAAUGCCUCGCCUGCAAUAAAUUGUUCGAAAAGCCUUGUUACUUGACGCAGCAUAACAAGAGCUUUCACUCGGGCGAGAAGCCAUUUAAAUGCAGCCAAUGUGGGAAACGGUUUUCGACCGAGGAAGAUCGCAAGAGGCAUUCGGAAAUGCAUGCGAUGGCGAGAAAGCACCAAUGCGCAGAGUGUCCCAAGAUAUUCGCCCAUAAAACUGACCUCAAGCGCCACAACUGCAUCCACACUGGUGAGAGGCCGUUUAGGUGUCCCACUUGCCAAAAGGGAUUCAUCAGAAAUGACCAUAAGAAGAAACAUGAGAAUACACACAACAAAAACAAAAAGAAGAAGCAACAACAAUUAAAAGCGAAGGCAACGGCUACAUUUCUGGCUCAUUCGCGAUUCGUUCAUCGUCCCGCCACUGGUCAGCGGGCCAACAAUCAACAGUCGCAAUGUAACAACGUCAACUCGGAGUUAUAAAAACAUUCCCUUGGGACGUCCGUGCUCGAUUGGAUUGUUCGACGCGCGUCCUCGACGUCGUCCUAAUGACAAAGCGCGAGGUAUGACGAUUGUCUUUCACGUCUAUGACGUCUAUGACAGUUUCGCAUUUUUCUGUAAAUUUUCAAUCUGAAACUUGCCGUGUAUAAUAAUUAUUAGGCUUAAUUAAUGAUUAACUUUUUACUUACUAUAGUUUACAAGAUAUAUUGAUGUUGCUUAUAAACCGGUGAAGUAGUUAAGAUUUGAUAUAUGAUUUUACGGAGCUAACUAUUCCUCGUAUGUUUCCCGAGAAAAUAACGCUUCCCACUUACUCUCGGAACAGUUUCGACUCAAUGUCGACAUGGAAAAGUUCAAUGCGUCUUUUAGCUGAGAUUUGAUGGAGAGAUAUGUAGAACGAACUAGUUGAUAUACCGAAGUUGUUUUCUGAGACGCGCUAUUUAAAAAACAAUUGAUAUCUGCCACACUUUCAGCAAUGAAAAUUGUUGCAAUAUUCGGACCAAACCUAAUAAAAUAGCACCAGCGCUCUCUCUUUAUUGGUUUGUCGCAUCAAUUGCUUGAUCAACAAAUCGCGACUUCGGUUCAAUGAGUUGUCGAUGCUUUCGAUGACUAAGGCAAGUUAUAAAUAGAAAUUUGCGAAAUUGGUCAUAAAUGAUUGACAAAUUUUGAUGUCGGUGCAGUGUUAAAUAAACAAGAUUGUAAAAAAUACAAGUGUAUAAUAUCACUAUAUUAUUGAGUAGCAACCAGAGCAAAAAAGGCUCUUCGACAUAAAAUUCCAACCAUAAGUGAAAGGCCAAUAAGCGUUAAAGCGCACCUGUUUGGCGGUUUUAUACUUUUUUAUGCGUUUGGUAUUAAAGUUAACUAUUAAUAAUUAUGCAUCUACAACCACACUUUAUUUCACACUCUCUUAGCAUAAAUUUUUACGUUUAUUAAAAUUUACUUUUAUUAAUCGCAUCAUAUAUAACUUAUCAUUAUGCAUAUUUUUCUGAUUUUUUCUCUAUAAAAUAUUAAAAAUGUACAUAUAUGCACACCCAUUUUAGAAUGCAUGCGGUUUAGAUAGAAACGUAAUAAUUUUUCAGAUAAUAUUUAUGAGUAUAAUUACAUUAUAAUUACAUUAUAAUCAUAAUAUUGUAAUUGUAAAUACAUAUUAUUAUUUGUGCUAUUAAUAUUAACCAUAAAAGAUCAUCUUUAUAUCAAAUCACAACACAAAAGUAAGCAUAAAAAGCUUUUCAUUAAAAAUUUAGACAUUUAGCACAAUUGCCAUAAAAACCUAGCGAUGAAGCAAAAUUUUAUUCCUGUUUAUUCUUAGUAUUUUAUAGUACCGUUGAAUGAUAUCCUCGUAGCACAGUAAAAUAUUUAAAAUAUUAUGGGUUUUCUUUUUUCUUUACUAACAAAGAUAGAGAAUUUUGUUCCAAUUUUUAUUCAAAUUCAAUAUUAAAAACUUCUAUUAAAAAAAUCUUUGUGUUUUUCUCGGAUAAUAUUGAUAUGAGUAUGUUGCGAUUGAUAAGAGAAUAUUUAUUGAAGUUUUAUCAGAAAUAUGUAUUUUACACUCAUUUUUAUAUACAUUCCAAUUGGUGACCAGGCAUGUUCUCACAAUAGUGUCUCAGUUGUCUGUUUAUUUAAUAGCCUAAGAUAAGCUUAGGUACAAGUUGAACGUCGCUCGAGGUGAAGUUUGCUCAUGCUUUCAUAUUAUUAGUUGAAAAAUUUUAAUAAUUAGUUCUCAUCUUUUAACAUUAAAGAAAUUUUUAAUUUUAUAAUACAUUAUAUAUCAAUUAUAAAGUAAUACAAUUAAAAAUUUUAAAUUGGGUAGAUACAUGUACAUUCCACUUGUAAUCUCAUCGACUUCAAAUUUUUAUAUUAUGUCCAAUUAUUACACUGAACUUUUGUUCCGUUUAUUAACAAAAUGAACUACUGGUUUCAUCUUAGUACAUGCCCUCUAUCAAUGAGAAGAAACAGGGUAUUUUCGAUAUUCUUUAUUUAAUUCAUUAACGUUGUUCCUUUAUAUUAAAUAUAUUGAAAUACUUAUUAAUUUAUUAGUGAUUAUUGACAUAUAUACACAUUCAUAUAUUCCCUGUAUUGAGGUUUGUCGAUUAGAUACUUUCGGAGCUCAAUCGUUUCGCAUAUUGACAGCACUAAUUAAUCGAUGCCUGAUUAAUUACCGGCAAAACAAGCCAAUCACCGAGGCUAUGAUCCGACUCCCUUGAAGCGAAUUUUCCCCUCGAGCCACGCGUCGUUCGGCGCAUGCAAGCAUGCAAUUGUGAGUAAAUGUUCACGUCGCUAUAACGAAAUAACGCCCAGAUACGCAUAAUUAUUUCUGACGGUCGUUGUCCAAUCGAGCGGUCGAUUUCAGUUGCGGUAAUAAUUUCUUAUACUAUUACUACGCCAAUUAUUUGCCUUUAUCAUGCAAGCAAUAUUGCUUAAGGAGAAUUAUCUCCCAUUUCAACAACGUUGAGCUUUCACUCAAUUUAUUUCAUGGUUAUGUACAAAUUAUAUUAUACACAAAAAUUAAAAAAAAAUUGUUUCUUUAGGAAAAUAUCACUUGUUUCUA
Vollenhovia emeryi is the source of this 5694-nucleotide messenger RNA. RefSeq lists its product as uncharacterized. The transcript is spliced from 2 exons. Gene Ontology annotation, biological process: regulation of transcription by RNA polymerase II. The coding region runs from base 21 to 3131 and encodes 1036 amino acids. The record is from RefSeq and is a predicted model, not a curated record. NCBI's taxonomy places the organism in Eukaryota, Metazoa, Arthropoda, Insecta, Hymenoptera, Formicidae. Gene Ontology annotation, molecular function: RNA polymerase II cis-regulatory region sequence-specific DNA binding; DNA-binding transcription factor activity.